Molecule: messenger RNA, 7547 nt
Organism: Anolis sagrei ordinatus
Lineage: Eukaryota; Metazoa; Chordata; Lepidosauria; Squamata; Anolidae
Gene: SLC38A5
Product: solute carrier family 38 member 5
Biological process (GO): glycine transport; L-glutamine transport; serine transport
Cellular component (GO): plasma membrane
Molecular function (GO): glycine transmembrane transporter activity; L-glutamine transmembrane transporter activity
Source: RefSeq, a predicted model, not a curated record
CGCCUGCUUGCCUCGCUGCCCGCCUGUCUGGUCUUUCGUGUCGCUCCCUUUGCCUGCGCGCGCUGGCUUCGGCGCGUGGCUUGUGUGCUUUCUCUCUUCCUCCUUCCCUCCCUCCCUCCUGGAGUUUGUCGCCGUCUUUCUUCUUUUCCUUCAUCGCAGAAGCCCUUCUUCUCCUCCUUCUCCUCUUCCUCCACCUAGAGUUGGUGCUCUUUUGAUCCAGGUGCGUUACUCUUGCUGCUGUUCUUUUUCCACUUGGUGAUUGACCCCAAUCUCUUCCGGACAACACUACACACAAACACACCUCAACCAACCGAGGAUUAUCUGCACAUCCAGGAUGGAGCUUCAGAAGAUGGGAGAUGACAUGGGCACGGAGAGGCUCAAUGGGACCAUACCUGACAAUGACAAAAUGGCUGUCUUGGAGGAUGGCUACGAGGAUGAGGAGCAUGGUUUGCCUGAGCAAGAGGAGUUCCUGCCCCACAUUGACAGCAAGAAACUGAGCCAGUUCACUGACUUUGAGGGAAAGACUUCGUUUGGGAUGUCAGUCUUUAACCUAAGCAACGCCAUCAUGGGGAGUGGGAUCCUGGGCCUGGCUUACGCCAUGAGGAACACAGGCGUCAUCCUCUUUGUGGUACUUUUGAUCAGCAUUGCAUUGCUAUCAUCUUAUUCCAUUCAUUUGCUGCUGAAAUGUGCUGGGGUUGUAGGAAUUAGAGCAUAUGAACAGCUGGGACUCAGGGCAUUUGGCCACGGUGGCAAAGUGGUUGCUGCUGUGAUAAUCUCGAUACACAACAUAGGAGCAAUGUCCAGUUACUUGUUUAUUGUUAAAUCUGAACUGCCGCUUGUGAUCCAAACCUUCUUAGGGCUGACAAAGAACAACAGCGAGUGGUAUAUGAACGGGAACGUCCUCAUCAUUAUCGUCAGUGUUUGUGUCAUCCUGCCCCUUGCUAUGAUGAAACAUUUGGGUUAUCUUGGUUAUACCAGUGGACUCUCACUCACCUGCAUGUUUUUCUUUCUCAUCUCGGUUAUCUACAAGAAAUUCCAGAUCUCUUGUCCUCACUCUCUCAACAACACCUUGGAGAAUGGGAGUGUUGCGGUUUCAGAAGACGAUGCCUGUGGUGUGGAGGUCUUCACUGUCAACUCCCAGACAGCAUAUGCUAUUCCUAUCUUGGCCUUUGCUUUUGUUUGCCAUCCGGAGGUGCUUCCUAUUUACACAGAGCUGUCCAGGGCCUCAAAGCGCCGGAUGCAAAAUGUGGCAAACGUCUCUAUCCUGGCAAUGUUUUGUAUGUACCUCCUGACCGCCAUCUUCGGCUACCUCACUUUUUAUGGGAGCGUUGAAGCAGAAAUGUUGCACACUUACAUCAAGGUUGACCCUGCGGACAAGCUCAUACUCUCUGUCCGUUUGGCUGUUCUGCUGGCAGUGACACUCACUGUACCUGUUGUUUUGUUUCCGAUCCGCAGGGCCAUCCAUCAGUUGCUGUUCCACAAAAAAGACUUCAGCUGGGUCCGCCAUGUCAUCAUUGCCUGCUGCCUUCUUGUCACUGUCAACCUCCUUGUCAUCUUUGUGCCAAACAUCAAGGACAUUUUUGGAGUCAUUGGUGCAACAUCAGCCCCCAGCCUCAUCUUCAUCCUUCCUAGCAUCUUUUACAUCCGCAUUGUCCCUAAUGAGAAGGAGCCGUUGCUGUCUAGGUCCAAAAUACAGGCUGCCUGUUUUGCUGCCCUAGGCUUCAUUUUCAUGGUGAUGAGUCUCAGCUUUAUCAUUGCGGACUGGGUUACGACAGGAAAGAGCAGUGGGGUGGGGCACUAACACCCUCCUUCCCUCCCCCAAGAGACACAGGGCUUGUGACCAGGGCGGGCCAUCCAGUGCCUGAGAAACAGCGUCAACUGCCUCCGGUUCUACCUUUGCUCCUCCUGGAGACGCCUCCGUCCCCUGCCUGUCCUUCUGGGGAGACAGCGGAAGGACCCUUGUGCUGCUGCCAUUGCAGGGUCGCCUCAGAGUAGCCAGGAAAGGCAGAGGGUCCUCCUUCUCGGUCACUCGUGCCUUUUGGGGCUGCAUAUCCAGUUACCUAAAAGAGGCCAUGGAUAAACUCUCCUCCAUUGGCGAUUUUUGGUGCUACGAGAACACAACUGACCGCUGUGUGCUUUUGGAUCCGGGGGUGGGAGCAGCACAGUGCUCACUCCUAGCCGUUUUUACCUCCUUGGCAGUAUGAUACCUGUUGCCACCCGCUGUGAGUCACAGCAAAAAACUGUGUGGGUUUUGUUGAGAGGGAGGGGGUGGGUUGGUUCAAAGUGACACUACUAUUGCUCAACUGAAAUGGGGACACCCCUCUCCACAAAUUAAGGAAUCCCCAAUUGGUGUUCCCUUUUGUCUCCUUUUCCUAGGCUAUUUCAGUGACAUAGAUUUAUGUGCUCUCUUCCUUGCUUUGUAGUUAGGCAGAGCAACAGCCCCUGCCCUUCUGUUACAGUGGAGUCUCGUUUAUCCAACACAAACAAGCUGGCAGAACAUUGGAUACGUGAGAAUGUUGGAUAAUAGGGAAGGGUUAAGGAAAAGCCUAUUAAACAUCAAAUUACGUUAUGAUUUAACAAAUUAAGCACCAGAACAUCAUAUUUUACAACAAAUGGACAGAAAAAGCAGUACAGAACAUAGUGACGUUAUGUAGUAAUUACUGUAUUUACGAAUUUAGCACCAAAAUAUCUCAAUGCAUUGAAAGAGCUGUGGAUCCAGGUGGGAGGCAGACUGCAUUGGAUAAUACAGAACGUUGGAUGAGCAAAGGUUGGAUAAGUGAGACUUGUACUUGUAAGCAAUGUCCUGACCUUUAUUCACCUGCCUUCUCCCUUGCCUUCUACCCAUUAUAUCAAUCAUACCAUCUGUGCCUGGGGGUGUAGCCCCAGUGUUAGGGCAACUAAGCCAAUGAUAUGCCCCCCAACAUGACAAUCUAAUUUAUUUUUCCUUUUGGCUCAUAUUUAAUUUGGACCUGGCUACAAGACCAAAGAAUUACUAUAUUACUGUCCUAGUGCCUCCAGCCAUUUGUGCCAGGAUUUCAGGUUUCUCUUAACAGAGUUGAGGUCUAUGGUGUUAAAACAAAGGAUGAGGUAGAGUCCACUCUCCUGGGUCAUUUCCCCAGCUUUGUGGAUGAGGUGUGUGGAAUGAGUGCGACAAGUUACAACAAGAAGUUUUGGAAACAAGCUUGUGAGAAAGAAGCACAGAAAUCCCAUGGCUUGUUCAGAGGCGCUCCUUGUUUUGUCGUAUCACUAAGUGAUGCUAGAUUUGCCUGAGGCCAUUCACUACAUCAUGCCAUCCAUUGAUUUCCUCUGGGACAAGUCACUCAUUCCACAGGGAUAGACUCUCCAAAGAUUGUGCCUGAACUGUGGCUUCCAUCUGAGACAAAAUGGCUUUCACAGUCCAGUAUUAGUCAAAAUAGCUUCAAGUUGGUGCUGAUGAACAAUAGUCAUCAAAAGGUUUGACUUAAAGGCAUUGCAACACACUAGGGAGAAAGGUUAAUUUCAUGGGUGUAUCCAUAGUUGGCACUCUUCAUUCACACACUUUUCCUGGGGGCUGUAGGCAAUAUUUGAGAGGAAAAAACUGGAAAACCCAAUUCUUGAUGUGUAUAAGAAAACCCUAUGGAUUUUAUGGGGUCAGCAUAAGUCUACAUGCAACUUGAAGGCACAUACAUAUACAUCAAGCAUCAAUCCCAAAGAGAUUUCCCUGUGUACCUUUUCUGUCUUUCUAAAUGGAAGAAAUUUUCACAUAACAAGGACAAAGCAGAAGAAAAGAGCGUUCUCCAUAUUGUGGAGUGCCAACCUACUGUUCUCCCAUCUGCUUUAAGUGAUGUGGUUUGGUGCAAGGCUUAGACCAGUGAUUCUCAACCUGUGGGUCCCCAGGUGUUUUGACCUACAACUCCCACAACUCCCAUCCAGUUUACCAUCUGUUAGGAUUUCUGGGAGUUGAAGGCCAAAACAUCUGGGGACAUACAGCUUGAGAACCACCGGCUCUCUCACUAUGCAUCCAUGGUGUUGUGUGCCUUUAAGUCAUUUCCAACUUAUGGAGACCCAGAGGUAAACUUAUCCUGGGGGCUCUGAGGCUAAGAGAUUGCGGGUUGCCCAGGGUCACCCAGUGGGUUCUCAUGGCCGAGCAGCUCCUGUAUCUCUCUCUGCACAUCUUCCCUGUUUCCUGUGUAUCCGUGACAUUUUAAUUCUGUUUUUUGUUUAAUUUUUUCCCAUUUAGUCUUUUUUUUUUGCCUCUAUGUUUCAUAUUUGCACAAUAGCACUUAAAUUUCAAAAAUACUUACUUGCUUUAAGAAAGAUGUUUUGCUUUCAUGUCCUCUUCUGCCUUCUGUUUUUUUAAUAUUGGUGAAAGUGGUGCACUUGUCCUGGAAUUUUUAAAGUGCUUUGGUAUGAAUUUUGAAAUAAUUAUUAAAAUUAAUUUUUUUUUUAAAAAAAAAGAAUGAUUAAAAGAUCCAGAUGAAUUGUCACAUGGCCUUGUAAGGUCCACUUAGAAGACAGGCAGGAUACAUAUAGUCUGCAUUUAGCUUAUUUGUAUGCUGCUUUUCCACAGCGAACAGUGUCCAAAAGCAGCUUUCAGUAAACAAUAUCAAAAUACACAACAUUUACAUUUUAAAAGUUGUUUUAUAUACUUGAAAUUGAUAUAUUUAAGUAAGACAAAAGCAACAAUCAGAUAAAGGCAGAGUAAAUUCGAUAUUACAAUUAAUUAAGUUAUGUGUUUUUUGGGCUGUAUGGCCAUGUUCCAGAAGCAUUCUCUCCUGACGUUUCACUUGCAUCGAUGGAAGGCAUCCGUAGAUGUUCUGAGACCUCACAACCUCUGAGGAUGCCUGCCAUAAAUGCAAGCAAAAUGUCAAGAGAGAAUGCUUCUCGAACAUGGCCAUACAGCCCAAAAACACACACAACAACCCAGUGAUUCCGGCCAUGACAGCUUCCGACGCUAAAUUAAGUGCUCAUCCAAAUCAGAAGACACCAAAAAAGAUAACGAAAAUAUCCUUGAAGGUCAGGGUUAGCCCUGUGGUAUGGCUUUCCUUAGACAGUUUCAUGGCAAAAAAUUGCCAAUUACAAUCUUUAUUUUCCACCAUUGAGGAUGGAAAGGAGAUGUCAUUCGGAUUUUCUACCUCAAGUACUAAAAUGGCUUGGGUUGCUUUAACACACUGAAGGAUCAAGUGAAGAGAAUAGAGGAAUUGGCACAGAGUCCCAUCUUCAAGAAGUUCCCUUUGCAAAUCUGAUCAGGAUCUGUGCCAGGGUGACUUUCUAGGUUUGCAACCUUCCCAACUCUGGUACCCAUUGGCUUCUCUUCUCUUUUUGCAACUCUAGUUCUUUAGUCUUGUUCUCUUGCCCCUUUUUAUACCGAUAUCCCAAACUCGUCAUGGCUUCCAUAUAGGUCGCUGUAUUAUUACCAGUACUAUUGCAUCAACACACCACCUAGUUUUCUCCAGCUGUUAAACAUUCUUUGGCACUGUUGCAAUAAGUCGUGAUUUGUUAACUUAAAAUGGUGGGUGUCCAUUUUAAGUUAUUGGAAUUGGAAAUAUCCUUUGCCAAGUGCUAAAAAUGUGUUGCUAUUUCAUUAUAGUAUGGCCUGUACAGCCGCAGUGGUCACCCCAUAUCUCCUGAAGCAAAGUCUGAGGCAGUCUGCUCCACUAUCAAAUAGCUCAUACUUUCUGAAGGCCCUUCAUAAUGUUUAGUAUUUCUCAAUUGAACCAGUUAAUUUGGCUUUUGCCUUCUGGGGAAAAACGAAACCAAAUUUUUAGUGAUGGUGGGAGUUGUAGUCCCAACAGAUAUCUGGAUGGUAUGCAUUACAGGAUGAAAAGGGCUGUGUUAAUCAUGUCAUAUUAGUCAUUAUUCAGCAGCACAGCACACAUUGCUUUUACUUGAAAUGUUUCAUAGUAUACCUGUUUCUUGUUUGGGCCAAAUUACUUGGUCUGCUAGCACAAGGUGGGCAGUGCACAGCCUUCAAAGUGAUGGACCAGAGGUUCUUUCAAUCCUUACUGGGAUUGUCAAUGCUGAGGGAUUUCAUGGAUUGUAGGUCCAACAAUAUCCAAAGAACGCAUAUUGCUCACCCCAGGACUAGCAGCUUUGCUUUUUUAUUUUAUUAUUAUUAUUUUGUCAUGUCAGGAACAACUUGAGAAACUGCAAGUCGCUUCUGGUGUGAGAGAAUUGGCCAUCUGCAAGGAUGUUGCCCAGGGGACGCCCGGAUGUUUUGAUGUUUUACCAUCCUUGUGGGAGGCUUCUCUCAUGUCCCCGCAUGGGGAGCUGGAGCUGAUAAAGGGAGCUCAUUCGCGCUCUCCCUAGAUUCGAACCUACAACCUGUCAGUCUUCAGUCCUGCCGGCACAAGGGUUUAACCCACUGCGCCACCAGGGGCUCCAGCAGCUUUGCUAAGUAUAUAUAUGUAUAUUUGAAAUGGCAAAAAUAUGAAGUUCUUUGGAACUCCAGAAAUACAUUGCAUUUACAUUUCUGCAAUGGUUGCAUCCUUCCCUAAAACUGUCAGUAGUCUGAAUCGGAUGGAAAUCCUUGUUCACGUAAUAUGGUCCACCUUUUUACAUUGGGACAUAUGCUGUGUUGUUCCUGCUCAAUUCAUCUGUUGUAGUAGCCCAUCAUGAUGAUGAGACAGUUAAAUUGUUACAUUGCAUUAUGAUUACUUUUCCAGUACUUUCUGUUGUUGUAUAAAGGGGUGGGCAAAUCCUCCAGAUUGAUAAUAAAAGGGGACAAAACUUCAGCAUAUCCUGUCAAAACACCUCUUCAAAUACGGUAAUUUAGAAAUAAUUGGAAACAGUUACCUUUGACAAUAAUAUUUUGCUUUUAUUUUUGAAAUGCUGGAAAAGUUAAUUUGGAAAGUGAUUUGUUUUGUUAAGUCAUUACAGUAGCUAAAAAGUAAUCCAUUGCAAUCACUCAUCAUUCUAUGAUUCUAUAAUGAUGAUGGAAAAUUACAUUUCUUGUUACUUUUCUCAUUUCAUUUCCAGUAUUUUUUGUUACUUUAUAAGGGGGUGGCGGCGAAACUCUCCUCACCAAUAAGAGAGAAGCAUAAAACUUCAAACCGUCCUGUCAAAAUGCCUCUUGAAAUGCGUUAACUUGAAAAUAAUUAGAAACUGUUACUUUUUACAACAAUAUUUUGCUUUUAGGGUUAAAACGUAAUUUUGUUAUAUUCUUGAUACAUUAAGACAACUGAUUAUAUUUAACAACCUUGCUUAAUUUGUUGCUUUCAGCUUUUGUGACAAAUGUUUGGGGUGGCUCCUGUCUGUGUGGCCGACCCAUCCAGGUUUACAUUUCUCUUCAUUUUCACAGGGUGUUUGUGUCUCACUACAAUUCCUCGUCCUCACAUGGUGUUUGGGUGACUGCAGGUUGCCAUUACCCUUUUCCAUUCUCUCUCUGGAAGCCUCAGGAUUUCUUCCCAUAGAGACUUAACAGCUCUUGAUUCUGGUUGGAGUCGGGGCAGGUUUCAUGUUUAAGGGAGGAGGGAAUUGCAGAUUGAAAAUGUGAAAAUGGAUGCAAGGACACGGUAUUUGUUUAAUUUUGGAAUGCAAUAAAAACUGUUGACUUUCAGGAGAAACAA